This is a messenger RNA of Actinia tenebrosa (Australian red waratah sea anemone), 3254 nucleotides long. RefSeq names its product arfaptin-2. The record is from RefSeq and is a predicted model, not a curated record. NCBI's taxonomy places the organism in Eukaryota, Metazoa, Cnidaria, Anthozoa, Actiniaria, Actiniidae. Gene Ontology annotation, molecular function: protein domain specific binding; phospholipid binding. Gene Ontology annotation, cellular component: trans-Golgi network membrane. Gene Ontology annotation, biological process: intracellular protein transport; regulation of Arp2/3 complex-mediated actin nucleation.
GCUAAACCAAGAUGGCGGACACGAGGCUUACAGAAGAUAGAGAUAACGAUAUACGAGAAACAGACCUUAACGGAGACGUUAUUCCUGGAGCUAUAGGUACUAGUGCUACAUCAACUAUUGAUUAUGACGAUGAGGUUUCGGAAAACUUUCCUCACAUGGAGGAAAUGCUUAAAGUUGCGACUGACUUGCAAGGCGGUGCUAGUGUCGAUGACCACGGUCCUUCACCAAGACUAGAGUUUGAAGAAACAGGGCCUACACAGCCAGUAUGGCAGGCACCUCCAAGCUAUAAUGAAUCCAAUACUAUGAAUCAACAGCAAGUACAGAACAGUCACUAUGGUCAUCCUGGUACUCUAGUCCAUCCAGCGGGCGGGCAAAAACUAGAGCACCUUAAGAAAUGGAGUAUAUCGACGUACAAAUGCACACGGCAGUAUCUAUCGGAAAGACUUGGGAAGGGCACAAAAACUGUUGACAAAGAAAUAGAAUCACAAGUUUUACUUUUGAGAGAAACACAAGUGAGAUAUUCACAAAUGCUACGACUCUCAAAACAGAUGACUAAUCAGUUUCAAGCUAUGCUUCAAACGCAGAAAUCCUUGGGCGACACCUUUACAGAUUUAGGAAUGAAGUCACCAGAAUUACAAGAUGAAUUUAGCUAUAAUUCUGAAACUCAACGGUCGUUGGUCAAAAAUGGAGAAAUUUUACUUGGAGCUUUGAAUUUCUUCAAUGCAAAUUUGGAAACACUAGUCCAUAAAACCAUGGAGGACUCUGUGAUGACAGUCAAGGCUUACGAGUCGGCGAGAAUAGAAUACGAUGCAUACCGAUCAGAUCUAGAAUCCAUCCAAGGUGUCCAACAAACACCUGCUACUGCUGUUAGAAUUGAUGAGACGAAACGUCAGUUUGAAACACAGAAGGCAAAGUUUGACAAAUUGCGAGGAGAUUUAGCCAUUAAACUAAGAUUUCUGGAAGAGAAUAAGGUCAAAGUCAUGCACAAACAACUCCUACUAUUCAAUAAUGCCAUUACGGCAUACUUCUCUGGCAACAAACAAGCAUUGGAGAGCUGUAUCAAUGAGUUCCACAUCAAGAUGAAAGCUAAAGAAGCUGAACAUUCUUCUUUCCUAGAGCAUUAAGCUUGGAAUUCACUCUUGUCGUAUCUGUUAAUGGAUUAGGACCAACUAGAAAAGUUAAAAUGAUUAAUGGAUAGAGGAGUUGGAAAUUCAAGCCUCAGUUCAGCCACCGAACUCUCCAUGCAUCAAAUGCACACAUACAGUAGGCCAAUCUUUCGAAAUGUGUAGCAGUUUUGAUCUAGUAACAUAUAUGAUGUAUGAGAAGUUCAACUCUUUUAAAAACUGGUCUUCAAGGACUUCAAUUUUGCUCAAGUGAUGAAACAGUGGUUCCAAAUCAUGAUCUUUUCUUAUACUUGCUGUAUUUAAUCAACUCUUAUUUCAACUUGGAGCAUAUUGUUUCAUAGUCACGAAAAUGAAAAAUGGUCUAUUAUGUGAUCUUUGUAGGGUUUUAAUUUACUUAACUUUUAUACAUUGAUUAACAAAUGUAUUUAAAUGAACACAAAACUUUGCCUAAAUCGCUUAUCAUCUGUGCUGUUCAUGCAUAUAUCUUUUCAAUAUACAUUUGAGAUAAAAAAUUCUCUAUUUAGCUUAGAUGUAAGAAAAUAUCAGAGUAUGAGUACAUUAUAAAUUCUCAUAAAUAGGUUGGACUAUCUAAGAGGUGUAUAAAAUCGGGUUUAUCAAGCUUUACCGGCGUUUGCAUUGCUAUGCGGCCACCCCAGGCAAAAAUCGCGACGUGCACUUUGCAAUAGACUGCCGUCAAUCAAACAUGUUGACGCCAUUUUCACGCGUGUGUGAUUCAAAAGGCACCAAAACUUGUCGAUUGUUUACAAGUAGUAUGAGCCAUACUCACCUGGCCUAUCCAGGCCAAUCCAAUUGCGUGUAAAUGAUGUCAACUUGUUUGAUUGACGGCAGUCUAUUGCAAAGUGCACAUCGCGAUUUUUGUCUGGGGUGGCCGAGUAGCAAUGCAAAUGGGGGUAAUCUUUCCGCAUUGCUACAGAGAUUGCAUGAUAGUUUUUUCUUUGGAUAUUCAAGAACUGAUUGGGAAGGUCUAUUUGCCCUGAUUUUUAUGAUAGGUGGUUAAAGGGAUUAUACAAAACAGUUUUCCAUAUUCUGUGAACUUGGACAUUCCAGCAGCUUGUUGUGAAAUUGGUUUUUCACAGGUACCAGUCAAGAACAUAAAAGUUACUGACUGAUUAUUUUUGAUUGACGGCAGUGAAAAACCAAAUUUCAGCAAGCUUGCAAUUACUGAGUUUACAGAAUAUGGAAAACCAUGAAAACAAAAAAAAAAAAAAAAAAAAGAUGCUUGUAUUGAUACUGUCGAAUAUAGGAAUAAUAAUUAAAUCAAGGUUUGCUAAAAAUUACACUGUAUUCUCACUCCUUUUUGGACUUGUGAACUUUCUUUGGAUUUGUUUGCAUAAGUUAAGACAGUUUACUGAAGUGAUCACGUUUUUAUUUUUCCUAAAUCAUAAGUAGUAUAAAUAUAAUAGCCUACUUUUGAGAUAUGCUUUGCUCUUUACGCACAAUAGGUUUCAAUGUGAUAUAACGCUGGGAGAAAAUAUUUAAUUUAAUAUAGUACAUAGUAUAGUACUGAAAUCUUUGUGUGUGACAAGCGAAGUAAUAUGUCUUACAGCGCACCUUGCAAAAGUAUGACCACAAUGUAUUCUCAUACUUCUAUGCACUAGGUUUUUCCUGCCAAAUGAGUGUUUGCACACCUUAUAUUUGGUAAAGCAAGCCAGCUAUGCAUUUAAAUGUGUCAGUUUAAUGUACAGGGUUCAGUUGUACGAAGCCUAGAUACCGUUAUCCAGCGGAUAAAUCCUUGUCCAGUGGAAAAGUCGAUGCUGUUAUCCAAUAAAUUUAUUCACUAGAUCUAUAAGAUUUAUCCAUCAGAUAGAGCUAUCCAGGCUUUGUACAACUGGGCCCAGAACCUGUGCAAUGUAGAAGUAUGCAAAUACGUUAAAUGUAGUCAUACUUUUGUGCAUUGCACUGUAAAUGUUGGCUAUUAGUACGCCAUUCAAAGGAUCUUUAACUCACUAAAAAUAUUUCAGUGAUAUAAUAUUCUUAACAUACGUAAGGUAGUAACUUAAAAAUUGGAGAAGGAAGUGAAUGUUAAACUCUUUAAUGUGCUUGUAUUUUGGUUUAUAUUGUGUUACUGGCUAUCAUAAAUUAACAAAUUACAUGUGUGUUUCCAGAAAA